Athalia rosae (coleseed sawfly) is the source of this 2542-nucleotide messenger RNA. Its product is annotated as tetratricopeptide repeat protein 27. Bases 152 to 2533 code for a protein of 793 amino acids. The transcript has 9 exons. The record is from RefSeq and is a predicted model, not a curated record. Gene Ontology annotation, molecular function: protein binding. NCBI's taxonomy places the organism in Eukaryota, Metazoa, Arthropoda, Insecta, Hymenoptera, Athaliidae.
AUUCAACCGUGGUUUAUUCCAUUGUUCAAUCCGUCUUCGAUCGUGAUUGUUGCUUCGCGGUUGCACCAGAGAUCUCUAGUUGCUCGGUGCUUUGCAAUUUCGAAAUCUCACGCAACAAAGUCCGCAACAAACACUGGGUCUUAAUGCUGACAUGGAGAAAUUUGAUGCAAAAGAAAUAAGAGAUUCAGAGAAAAAACUUAUCUCGAAUUUCCUUGACGAUGAAGCACCUCAAGCAUUACCAAGCAUCGAAGAAUUCCACUUGGGGCAUUAUGGAGAGAUCUUAACUAAUCAAUUCUGUACAGCAUACUUGAAGAAAUUUGUCAAUGAUGAAGAUCUUGCGGUAUCUUUAACCAGGGCUAUAGAGCAACAACCUGCUUCUAACUUUGAAAUAUUAUCCGUUGGAAUUGCGUCCUUGUUACUCUAUGUUCAAACUAACUUCACCGGACCAGAAAAUACCCCAGACAUUGAGUGGCUGUUGGGCAAACGAGAGGAAGCGCUGAAAUUAUUGAGCCUUGAAGACCAGUGCAAUGAUAAUAUGAAGAAGCCUGAGCUCUUGUAUUUUUCAAAAUUAUUGUUCUCUGAUAAGACAUUACAAAACAAGUUCAGAACUACAGUCUGGUGGUUAUUCAGGGCUAAUUUGAUUCAUCAGAUUGUCUUGGAUGAAGCUUCGGCAACUUUGUUCAAUGAUACAGAGAAUUUAAUUGAGAGAAUUUCUGUUUCCGAUAUUUUGGAAGAUGAUUAUCUUCAGACAUUGUUCCAUGUCGAAGCAGUGCAGUUUUAUUUAUAUCAUGGAAGAGUACAGAACCUCGAGAAGCAUGUGGAAAUUGCACAACGUUCUGCAAAAUUGAACAUGCAACUUGUUGGUAUGCUUGGUAAGCGUACCAAGUAUCAACAAGACGAGAAAGCCCAAUUACUGCUGAAAGUAUCUGCUGACAAAGACAAUUUUCCAUUCAGAAAAUGCGAAGAUUUGCCCGCAGCUUUAGAAUUGAAUGAUGACUUGCGGUUGGAACGUAUCCAGUAUUCACAAGAAGAGGAAAUAAUUGAAUUGGGAGCCUUGGAAGAAGCAGUUGUUAUGGCAAAAUACUUCCAGAUUCAGAAGUCGCAACCGAAGGAUAAACUGGCGGAUGAAGAAAUUGUGCCUUACCUGAAUAAUGUUAUAGAGAAUUCAAGAAACUGGCCAUUGAGGAUGUCUUCUUUGUGUCAGCGAUGUAUGCUGGAAUCAAAUCACAAACGUACCGUUGAACGAUCUAUGUCUCAGACAGAAUAUCUGAUUGAGCAAGUGAAUUCUUCAAAGCCGUUAGUCUCACACCGUAUGGAUAUAUUUUUUGCCAGUGGUAUGAAACCUAUAUGGCAAGUUAAGCAAAUAUUAGCAGACCUAAUGAUCAAUCUGGGCAUGGUCAAGAGUGCUUUGGACUUGUUUUUGCAGCUACAACUUUGGGAGAGUGUCAUUGUUUGCUACACAAUUUUAGAACUACGACACAAGGCCGCGGAAAUAAUUCAACAAGAAAUAGACAAGAAACCUACCGUUAAGCUUUGGUGUCUUUUGGGUGAUGCGACUCAGGACACACGGUGUUAUGAAACUGCGUGGAAAAUAUCUAAUGAAAGAAGCAGUAGAGCUCAACGCCAUUGGGGCUUGUACUAUUUUGCUAAACAAAACUAUGCAGAAGCAGUACCGCAUUUGAAGUUGUCUGUCGAGUUGAAUAAUAUCCAAGAAAAUGUAUGGAUCAGACUUGGUUUUGCUGCGUUACAAAUCGAAGAUUGGAAAUUAGCUGCCACGGCGUACAGGCAUUACUGUGCACUCGAGCAAACGAAUUUUGAAGCAUGGAACAACCUAGCAAAAGCUUAUAUAAAGCUCGGGGAUAAACCGCGGGCUUGGCGUUCUCUUCAGGACGCAGUGAAGUGUAACUAUGACAAAUGGGAAGUCUGGGAUAAUUUAAUGGUAGUCAGCAUAGACUUGGGUCAUUUUUCUGAGGUAAUUCGAUGCUACCACCGUAUUUUAGAGCUAAAAGCUCAGCAUAAUGAUGUCCAAAUUUUGAAAAUUUUGACCACGGCAAUAAUCGAUGACAUAAAAGAUGCUGAUGGAAAUCCUACAAGCAGAUUACUCCAGAAAGCAUUGGAACUCUUCGGACACCUGACCGCAGCUGUACCCAACAAUUCCUCAAUUUGGCAGAUGUAUGCAGAGCUAACUGCCACCAAAAAUACAGAAAUCGAUCAUCAAAAAGCAGCUCAAUAUUUGCAGAGAGCACAUCGUACAGCAGUUGCAAAUCCAAAGUGGUUCAAGGAAGUGGAAGCAACGACAAAUGUGCUUGAAUUAUGCUCAGAUUUGGCAGAAUCAUAUUUGAAAUGUGCCAAAGCUGGUUCGCAGUUACAGCAAAAGGCGAUGCUGGGAAGCGCAAAGUUAUCAUUGGUAGGUGUUGUCAAGAAGGUCAAGGAACAGGAUUUCGGUGAUAAUGAAGAAAUCAAUGAAGGUUUGGCCAAAGUCGAAACUUAUUUGAACAAGAUUCUUGAAGAAUUUCAAAAAAUAAAUGAAUAAUGAAAUCAA